AUGGUCAGUAAGACAAGUCUUCACUGGAAUAUUACUGAUAUUAAUUUAAAUAUAACGGGACGUAAAUGUGUAUGGAUUAAUAUCUCAUGUACUCGGAAUCGACAAUGUCCCUGUGAAACAUACUAUUCAAAGGAAUUGCUGGGUGUCCGAUUACCCCGAAAAAAAAGUCAUGUAUGUGUUCAAACAAAGAGCUGUCGUGUUCUCAUUUGUUCAUCGAUUGUUCAUCUCGGAAGUAAUAUAGAUUCAAACAAAUUGGCUAUAAAAACAUUCAAAGUUGAAAAUAGAACUGAUGAGAGCCAAAACUUAAUAGGAUUAGUUUAUGUUCCACUUGAUCAUAGUACAUGGAAAUCUUAUGAGGAGGAUAAGAUCCAGGUGGAAGAAGUAAGUGGAGAAGUAAAAAGCGACUCGUAUGUUUAUCUUGAUGUUUUACAAACACCUAUAAGUCCUGUACGAGGUAAAAUUUAUUCACCUCCAAGUGAUAAUAAUAAUGAUUAUUAUGACGAUAAAAAUGGACAUUCACCGAUUUUUAUAGGAUCCUUGCUAUUUUCACUUCUGUGUUUAUUUUUGUUUAUCUCUUAUUUUGUUAAAAUGUGUUACACAUCAAGCUGUACUAACAUUUGGAGUACGAAGUAUCAUUCCACAAAAGCAAACAUUCUUCUUGAUGAAACUCAAGCGGAAUCUGAUAGGUAUAAUUGUUGA
Molecule: messenger RNA, 699 nt
Organism: Schistosoma rodhaini
Lineage: Eukaryota; Metazoa; Platyhelminthes; Trematoda; Strigeidida; Schistosomatidae
Source: the annotation of a GenBank genome assembly